UUCCUCGUUUUUUUCGCCGUCAAAAGUUUAUCCUCACCUUCGAGAAGAGCCUGACCAACGCAGAAGCCAUGAUUACGUUUGUUUACGUACGGGUGCCCGCUAGGAACGUGUGCGCGGUUUAGAGCGGACCGGGUAUAACACAAAAGCAUUGGCGACGAAACGGUCCGACUCAUUUAAGGGGAAAUGACUGAGCCCGUUAGCCGAUGCUAGCUAACCAGGUAGCAAGGUCGUUAUUUUUUAUAACGCGUUUUCCUUAUCCGGGCGAAUCAUGUCGUGCGGAAGCUGAACGCAUCUUAAAUCGAAGAGGUCCAGACUGACGACGCAAGACCCAGCCCUCGACAAAGGAAAAUGGAAGAUAUAAAGGCUGAGCCUGUGGAUUUUGUGAAGGAAUUCCAAGAAUACCUAACACAGCAAACCCAGCAUGUGAACAUGAUCUCUGGCUCUGUUUGUGGAGACAAAGAAUCAGAAGAAUCAUUUCUAGCUGCAUCAAAGAGUGAACAGAAUGGUCUGGACCCUCCAUCUGUGGAAGUGAGCCUGUCGCUGGAGGAUGGAUCAGAUGCUCAGAUGGAUGGCUUAGAGAGGACCUGUGAUGGAAAGUACAAGUGUAGUUAUUGUAAUUAUGCCAACAAAGGCAUGGCUCGUCUUAUAGAGCACAUCCGUAUCCACACAGGAGAAAAGCCUCAUCGCUGCCAGCUGUGCCCGUUUGCCUCAGCUUACGAGCGCCACUUGGAAGCCCACAUGCGCUCUCACACGGGAGAGAAACCAUACAAGUGCGACCUCUGUGCCUUCCGCUGCAGCGACCGCAGCAACCUUUCUCACCACCGCCGCCGGCGCCACAAGCUUCUGCCCGCAAGGGCCGUGCGCCCGCCGUUCAACAAGCGAAUGCUCAGUGUCCUGCAGAAGAGGACGAGCUCUUUGGGCUUUGGCAGACGGCUUCUCAUCAACUUCAGCCCUCCUUCAAUGGUGGUACCAAAGUUAGAUUAUCUGAAUGACAUGUCUCGCAACCUGAACAACCAUUUGACCAGCAAUGAGUAUAAGAACAUGACUAAGGCACACGAGAGCGCUGGCAGCUGCAUGGGUGCCAACAGUUUGACAACAGACAGCCCACUGGACCAGCUGUCCACACUUGCUGGCCAAUUGGCUGACUUACCUCCAGAGUCCCAGACUCUGGUGUCCCCAGACCAGAUGUCCUGUAAGGAUGAGAAACCCAUCCUCAUACCACAGGUCUCAGGAGCACCAGUUGCUGUUUCGACGAAUGGAGUCUAUCGGAAACCCUCUAACGAGGAGUCUCAACCUUCAGGGCACAAGGAUUACAGCACUGGGGCAGGGCCCAGCCUUGACCAGAGUGCAUAUACUUUAUCAGCAAGUGUGAGCAAUAGCCAGCCUAGUGCACCUGACGAGACCACACAAGACCAAAAGCUGUUUUAUAAUUGCAACCAUUGUGAUAUUCACUUUUCAGAUAACAUCCUUUACACCAUUCACAUGGGUGGUCAUGGCUAUGAGCAUCCAUUCCAGUGUAACAUCUGUGGCAACAUGUGCAAAGACAAAUAUGACUUUGCAUGUCACUUUGUUCAUGGACAUCAUAAAAAGUGAUCUACCAUUCACAAUAAAGGCAAAUGAAGUCUUAAGUGCAAGUCUAUUUAGGCUAUAUUUAAUAACUUGGCUAUAUUAUCAAUCUCUUGCCCUUUUUUCCCCCUUUUUGAUAUCUUGGUUUCUGUCAUUACAAGAUGUUAUUCCAUUGUCUUAUUGCACUUGCUCCAUGUAACCCAACAUGUUUUUUUCCCCAUCAGAUUAGGAUGGAUACGCAUAAUUUCUUGAACCAAUUUGAAAUGACUGCACACCAGUUUCCAUCUCUGAAAUGUUGUCAAGAAUAACUUUUUUGUGAAAUAUCCAGUAUUUUAGAUGCAGUCUUCCAUAUUGUUAACUAAUAUUUGUCUUAUUGAAUCUGUUUGUAUCCAAACCGGGCGACUUUCAUC
Lampris incognitus (smalleye Pacific opah) is the source of this 1976-nucleotide messenger RNA. RefSeq names its product zinc finger protein Pegasus-like. Gene Ontology annotation, molecular function: RNA polymerase II cis-regulatory region sequence-specific DNA binding; DNA-binding transcription factor activity. The transcript is spliced from 4 exons. Bases 349 to 1593 code for a protein of 414 amino acids. Gene Ontology annotation, biological process: regulation of transcription by RNA polymerase II. The record is from RefSeq and is a predicted model, not a curated record. NCBI's taxonomy places the organism in Eukaryota, Metazoa, Chordata, Actinopteri, Lampriformes, Lampridae.